Messenger RNA from Fomitopsis serialis, 519 nucleotides. RefSeq names its product molybdenum cofactor synthesis 2. Gene Ontology annotation, biological process: Mo-molybdopterin cofactor biosynthetic process. The record is from RefSeq and is a predicted model, not a curated record. Lineage: Eukaryota; Fungi; Basidiomycota; Agaricomycetes; Polyporales; Fomitopsidaceae. The coding region runs from base 1 to 519 and encodes 172 amino acids. Gene Ontology annotation, cellular component: cytosol. The transcript has 2 exons.
AUGGAGAACCCCUCUGCCUCGACAGAUACGAUGCUACAGAUCCCGGAGGGAGUAUGCGUCCUCACGCACGACGCUCUCUGCGUGAACGACAUUGUACAGUCAGUAGGCGACGAUCGCGCGGGCGCAACUGCCGUCUUCAUUGGCACGACGCGGAACUACUUCAAGGAAGGCAAAGUCGUGACACGCUUAGACUACCAGGCCUACAGCAAGCUCGCAAUCAAGACGAUGGCGGACAUCAUCCGCACCGCGCACGCGAACCACCCGCGAUCCUCUCACCACCCCGAGCAGUCCCAUGUCACAUCGCUCGUCCGGACCGCGGUAUACCACCGCCUGGGCACCGUUCCCGUCGGCGAGCCGUCCAUCGUGAUCGCGGCGUCAUCCCCGCACCGCAAGGAGGCAUUCGCGGCGUGCGAGUUCAUACUGGAGGAAGUGAAGCAGAAGGUACAAAUAUGGAAGCGGGAGUUCUACGAGGGCGAACGCGAGGAAGACGCGGAGUGGAAAGCAAACAGUAGUGUAUGA